GGGAGGUCACCAUAUGUAAAUUGCUUUUAUGUGGUGGUGGUGGUGGUGGUUCCGUCAGCUCUAGCGUGAAUAAGCCCGACGCAGGGGUGUGGCUGGAGCAGCUCUAAAUCACUCUAUGAGCUCUGGUGCCUGCCUCGUGUGCGGCUUGAUCGCCUUCCUCUCCGCCGCGUCUGCAGCUGCUUGAGUUUGUUGCGCGCCGCCUUGAGUUGGUGGUUCAGCUGUGAACUCUCUCCUCCUGGCUCAGCCAGAGCGCCAGAGAUCAUGCAACGCUUCUGUCCCGGGCAAGCUGUUUAGGUGAACGACGAAGCCGGCUGCCAAAAGAGGUUGGAGGAGCCGCGCCCGCUGAGCAGCGUACAGGGCGACCUCGAUGCCAAAUUAGUGCAAGAUUCCUGUUGCUGAGUUUCCUUCUAUUCCAGCAAGCCCCCCCUGCCGCCGCCGCCGCCGCCGCCGCCCUUUCCCUGGAGCAGACACAGCUGGCAUUGAUGCCUGAAUAUACAAAACAUUCCUACUGAACUUUGCACCCAAAUUAUUUUAUUAUCGAAUGGCCCAGGAAGCCUUGACAAUGUUUUGGAAUUAAAAAUGAUAGCAGCUGGGAAAUUCUCAAGUCUCCCAAGAAAUAUGCAAAUGAGCCAUGAGUUCUCACUGGCCUCUUCUAUGGACCUUUUGAGCAGCAAACCGACUCUGGCUGACCAUCACUCACAUUGUCAGGAUGUUUCUAUCCAUGGAACCCUUCCAAGGAAGAAAAAGGGGGCCAUUCCUAUUGGACCCUGUGAUGUCUUUAGCCACAUGGGAACUUUGCCAUACUCUAAAGCACAUCUACCUCAAGGGCCUUUGAAUCAAGGUGUUACAGAGGAGUAUCCCCAGAAAAACCAGAAGAGUGACAACUUCUACCACAGGAAAAUUGAAUCUGGAGAAUGGGGUGACUCACCCAGAGAGGACCCCCAACAUCCGGAGUCUCCGGGUGAAAAUUGGAAACCUGGCAACCCUACAUCCAAAGAUCAGAAUGCUAUGGACCCAGCUAUGGAGUAUGUGAAGUUUUCAAAGGAAAAGCAUGUUAUGGACAGAUCAAGUAUGGACAGUUCCCCAGAAAAACUGAAGAAAGAGCUGGAAGAGGAGCUCCAGAUGAGCAGUGAAGAUUUACGCAGCCAUGCCUGGUAUCAUGGACGUAUUCCACGACAGGUGUCUGAAAGCCUUGUUCAGAGAGAUGGGGAUUUCUUGAUUAGGGACUCUCUCUCCAGCCCUGGGAAUUUUGUCCUUACCUGUCAGUGGAAAAACAUCUCUCAGCACUUCAAGAUCAGUAAAACCAUCUUGAGACUCAAUGAAGCUUACUGCCGUGUUCAAUACCAGUUUGAGGAUGAAAGUUUUGACAGCAUCCCAGGCCUGGUUCGGUGCUACGUGGGAAACCGCCGACCGAUAUCGAUGCAGAGCGGAGCUAUUAUAUUUCAGCCCAUCAACCGGACUGUCCCAUUGAGGUGCCUGGAGGAAAAAUACGGCGUUUCUCCAGUCCUGCAAAGGGAGGACAGCAUUCCUGAAGGAAAAAUGGAAACUCCGAAAAGACUGAGCCUUAAUAUGUGCAAUCGCCAGGCCAGGGAGCAGAAUUCAGUCCGAGGAAACCUUUUAAGAAACAAGGAGAAAAGUGGUAGUCAUCCAGCCUGUUUGGACCACGUGCAGGAGAAGAGAUUUCCCCUAAAGGCUCACCAGUCAGAAAGCUAUCUGCCAAUAGGUUCAAGGUAUCCGUCUCGGGGAACUGAAGCUGAAACAAGCCCUUGUCCAAAGUCUCCAGCCUUCAGAACAGGCAGCGAACCUGCACUGAGUCCUGUGGUGUUCCGGAGAGUCGCCUCUGAGCUGCAGAUCAACGAUGCUCUCAGGGGUUCUGACAGUCAGCUGUACCCCAGGCCUCCGCCCAAGCCCAGUAAAGUGCCUUAUUUGAGGCCGCUGUACGGUUCGGAGGCACUCUAUUGUGAACUGAAUGCAGCACUUCCCACAGACUGCGGGGUGACAAAGCAAGCUUUGUGCCAGAAGAACAGCUUUGUAGAGCAUCUGGCCACUAAAGAGUAUGGCACACAUUCAUCCAGGCAUUCCGAAACGAGCUACUUGAUCCUGGACGACAGUGACUCUUUACUGAGCUCUGCGGAGCCACUCCUGGCCCAGACGGAGAUGAGCAAAGGGAGCAGCGUCUUUGUCACGCCUGUUCUUGAGAUGGUCUCUAGUUUCAGGCCAAACGAUUUUGAGUCAAAGCUCCUUCCGUUGGAAAACAAACCCUUGGAGACAGCAAUGUUGAAAAGGGUGAAGGAGCUGUUCACGAACAACAAUGCAAAGAUAAUCGCCAUGCAUAUACUUAAGAUGGACUGCAAGGUUGCUAGGAUACUAGAGGUCUCUGAAGAGAUGAGGAGAAUCAUGGGAGUGAAUUCAGGCCUGGAACUUAUUACGUUGCCAUAUGGACACCAACUGCGCCUUGACAUAAUUGAAAGACACAAUACCAUGGCAAUAGGAAUAGCAGUUGACAUUCUUGGCUGCACAGGAAACUUAGAAGAGCGAGUAGCAACAUUAAACAGGAUCAUCCAGGUCGCUGUGGAACUCAAAGAUUCCAUGGGGGAUCUGUAUGCAUUUUCAGCUAUAAUGAAAGCUCUGGAAAUGCCUCAGGUUGCAAGGUUGGAGCAAACAUGGACCACUUUGAGGCACUGCUACACACAAACAGCCAUUAUGUAUGAGAAGCAGCUGAAACCAUUCAGCAAAGCCUUACACGAAGGGAGAGAGACAACUUGCGUUCCUCAAAAUGUUGUCACCGUGCCCCUGCUGAUGCCUCUGGUUACGCUGCUGGAGCGCCAGGCUGUUGUGUUUGAUGGAAUGGAUGUGUGGGAAAACACAGACCAAAGCUGCGAAAUAAUGUUGCAGCACUUAGCGACUGCUCGCUUGAUAGCCCAAAAGGCUGCGCUUUACAGCACAAAUGCAGAAAGGAUGUUAGCAGGUUUUCAGGCAGAUGACGAGAUGAAUGAAAUCUUCAAAACGGAAUUUCAGAUGAGAUUGCUCUGGGGCAGCAAAGGAGCUCAAGUUAACCAAAGUGAAAGAUACGAGAAAUUCAACCAGAUUUUAAUUGCACUCUCCCGAAAAUUAGAACCCCCUCUAGCAAAGCAGACAGAGCAAUGAAAUGUUGAAUGGACUCUCAGCUAUAGUUAAUUCAAUAUAAUUACUUAACUAAGAAAAAAUACACUGUAAAACAGGCUUGCAUCAAAUGUUUGCCUUUUCCCCCCUCAGAGUAAGAAGAGGAUGAUUGUCCAGAAAUGUUUGCAGCCUGUUCACAUUCCCCUGUUUUGCUGUGAGUUUCACACAUUUUAAAAAACUGUUUCUCCUUUCUGGCAGUAGUGAUUCUAGCCAAUCAGGGAUUACUUGGUGAAUGUGAUGGCUUCACAUUCACAGCUCGUUGAGAACAAGGGUAAUAGUUUCUGGAUCAUAAUUGUUCUCUCUCUGAAUGGGCAAAUACUUUCAAAGCAACUCCUGGGGAAAAAAAACGCUAAAGGGGUGUGAGGGUGCUUGUUGCCACUGCCAAAAGUUUUUGCAUACUCUGCUGCUUAGUGUCAUCCACAGCCUCUUCAAAAUUUCUAUGUUGCACAGCGUGCAUUUUUGAGUUGCCUAACAAAGGCUACAGAUUUAUAAAGGAAUCAUUAUUUAUUAUUGCUAUCUUUAAAAAUUAUCUCAUGCUCAAUGAAUUCACUGUCCAUUACAUAAAGUAUUGCAGACAGUGAUUUUAUUAGAAUAUUUUAGUCUUGCAUCAAAUGUUAUUAAUAAACUGUAAUGUAAAUAUGAGUAAAGGUUAAAGAAUGGCUUCGCAGCAGGUAUCAGUUAUAUGAUAUCCCGUGAAUGGAUGUGGAAACUUGUACACAUGUGAAUUAAAGCAUCUCUUUGUGAAAUA
This is a messenger RNA of Rhineura floridana, 3910 nucleotides long. RefSeq names its product BCAR3 adaptor protein, NSP family member (gene BCAR3). The record is from RefSeq and is a predicted model, not a curated record. Lineage: Eukaryota; Metazoa; Chordata; Lepidosauria; Squamata; Rhineuridae. Gene Ontology annotation, molecular function: guanyl-nucleotide exchange factor activity; phosphotyrosine residue binding. Gene Ontology annotation, biological process: positive regulation of peptidyl-serine phosphorylation; small GTPase-mediated signal transduction. The transcript is spliced from 15 exons. The coding region runs from base 580 to 3147 and encodes 855 amino acids.